CUCCUUGAUGACCCAGAAAUCAAGAUCAAAGUCAAGAUUCAAUCUUUAAUUUAUCCUGCUCUUCAGGCCCUUGAUUUUGACUUACCAUCACAUCGAGAAAACGCCAAUAUGGUCAUUGUGGGAAGAGAGCAAAUGCUUGAGUCUUGGAGCAGAUACUUUACCUCAGACAAGGCAUUAUAUGAGGCCAUGGUUGCCAACCAGCAUACACCUGUGGAAUCCAGCCACCUCUUCAAGUUCGUUAACUGGAGUACUCUGCUGCCUGAGAGGUUCAAAAAAGGACAUGUGUAUACGAAACCAAUUCAUGGACCCUCCGACCUCAUGAAAAAGUACCCGGGAUUUCUGGAUGUCAGAGCAUCCCCACUAUUAGCUGAUGAUUCUAUAUUACAACGCUUACCCUUGACUCAUAUUAUCACCUGUCAGUAUGAUGUCCUAAGAGAUGAUGGACUCAUGUACCUCUCCCGCCUCAGGGCUGCAGGCGUCCAGGUGGUCCAUGAACAUGUGGAAGAUGGGUUCCAUGGUAUUUUGUCAUUUGGUAGCAGUCUAUUGAAUUUUAAAGCAGGCUCUAGGGAAGUGAACAAGUAUCUCAAGUGGCUAAAGGAGAAUCUCUAG
Molecule: messenger RNA, 609 nt
Organism: Gracilinanus agilis (Agile Gracile Mouse Opossum)
Lineage: Eukaryota; Metazoa; Chordata; Mammalia; Didelphimorphia; Didelphidae
Product: arylacetamide deacetylase-like
Exons: 1
Biological process (GO): triglyceride catabolic process
Cellular component (GO): cytosol
Molecular function (GO): sterol ester esterase activity; triacylglycerol lipase activity
Source: RefSeq, a predicted model, not a curated record